Cyprinodon tularosa is the source of this 2581-nucleotide messenger RNA. It is a transcript of the gene tgs1, whose product is annotated as trimethylguanosine synthase 1. The transcript is spliced from 15 exons. The record is from RefSeq and is a predicted model, not a curated record. Gene Ontology annotation, molecular function: RNA cap trimethylguanosine synthase activity. Gene Ontology annotation, cellular component: nucleus. Gene Ontology annotation, biological process: 7-methylguanosine RNA capping; 7-methylguanosine cap hypermethylation. Bases 90 to 2441 code for a protein of 783 amino acids. NCBI's taxonomy places the organism in Eukaryota, Metazoa, Chordata, Actinopteri, Cyprinodontiformes, Cyprinodontidae.
AGAAUCAAUGCGUAAAGGAAAGAAGAAGAAAAGCCGGCAACACGUAAAGUGAGCGUUUCUGUCGCGGAUCCGGUUCCGUUUGGGUCGAGAUGAUGCUGGACAGAACCAGAACCAGGAGCCGCAGGGCUGUGGUGGCGGAGCUCCUCCUGAGCUACAACCCGGAGGAGGAGGAGGCUGUGCGGUGCCGGUGCUCCAGAGUCUUCGCAGAGGACAGGGAGCUGUACCGCUCUGAUAACCGCCUGCUGUCCUCUGGAGGAGUAGAUGCGUAUCUCCAAGAAUCUGUAAAUGAGGAAGAGGAAGAUGAGCUGGAUGAAGAGUCCCAGCUGAUGGCUGAGAUGGGUCUACCUGUAGCGUUCUGCAGCUCCUCGGAGCAGAGUGUCCUGAGAAGAAGAAGAAUAAGACGAGGAGGAGGUGGAGGAGGUGGAGGACCACCCAGGACAAUCAGCACAGGCCAGGAAGAACCAUCAGACCUGGAGCAGGUCCCUCACACAGCAGGUGGUGCUGAAGUGGAGCAGCAGGAGAUCCGAGGCAGCAGCUGGGAGACCUACUGGGCUGAGAAUGGAGCAGAGCUGCUGUGGAGCUUCUGGCUGGAGAAGCAUCCAGACUCCAUCCUGGCAUCUGUGUCUGACCCCUGGAACCAUCCAGGUCAGAAGGCCCUCUGGGAACAACACGCUACAGAGACCUACUACUCCUACUGGGAGAGCUUCUCCUAUUGGAGCGCCCUGGGCUGGACUGCUGGUGAGGACGCUCACACUGACGCUCAGACGGCGCCUCAGACGGAGCCUCAGACCGGCCCUCAGACGGAGCCUCAGACGGAGCCUCAGUCCGGCCCUCAGUCCGGCCCUCAGACGGGCGGCAGAGUGGAGGUUCUGACUGAUCUGUUCAGAGGACGCUGCUCCAUUGAGGACAGCAGAAGCUGUGAGGCUGAGCUGGAGGAGGAGGAGCCUUCAGAUGGAGGACCUGAUCAGACGGAACCUCCUGGAACCUCUCAGGAGAACCCAGCCCAGCCACCAGAUCCAAAGCAGGUUGGAGCCCCGCCCCCUCACAGAGUCGGUGAUUCCAUCAGCAAGCUGUCCCAGAGAGGAGAGGAUGAAGAUGAGGAAGACGAGAACAACCCAAGGAGAUUUCAGAGGAUCAAAUCCAGUCAUGAGAUGGAUGUGGAGGAGAGACCGGAGGGACCGGAGGGACGAGAGGGACCGGAGGGACCGGCACAGAGUCCUCAGCAGGUCUGGACUGAACUAGGACUGAAACACCAGCAGGAGCCUCAGUUUGGCUCUGUAAUUAGCUACAACAGCCCUAGGCGUCGGAAAACUACGGUGGCCAGGAGGGUCAAUAAACACAUCCGAUUCUCUGAGACCGAUGGAGGCGUGAGCAGUCAGGGCAGCCUCCUCCUCCACAAGGCUAAAGACUUUCUUCAAAACGUGGCGAGAGAAACACGGCGGGAAGGUCUGGAGGCGGAAAUCAAGAGGAUUAGAAGAGAAACCAACCCUUCCUGUGAGGAGGAGGAGCCUGUGGUGGAGGAGGAGGAGGAGCCUGUGGUGGAGGAGGAGGAGCCUGUGGUGGAGGAGGAGGAGCCCGUGGUGGAGGAGGAGGAGCCUGGAGGGUCGGCAGCAUCUCCAGAGGAAGUGAACCUGUUUCCAUCAAACACGCCUGAAGGGUCGGCGGUAAAACCUGCCAGGAAGGCCAGAAAGAAGCAGAGGAGGAGGAAGCAGAAGGUCCCGGCAGAGAUGGCGGCCGAUCCAGAACUGGCUAAAUACUGGGCUCAGCGCUACAGACUGUUUUCCCGCUUUGAUGAGGGCAUCUGGCUGGACCGAGAGGGCUGGUUCUCUGUGACGCCGGAGAAGAUUGCUGAGCACAUCGCCAUCCGAUUGGAGCAGAGCUUCCCCGACGCGCAGCUGGUUAUAGACGCCUUCUGCGGCGUGGGAGGAAACGCCAUCCAGUUCGCCCUGACUGGGAAGAGAGUCUUGGCCGUCGACAUCGAUGCGGAUCGGCUGGACAUGGCUCGACACAACGCCGCCGUCUAUGACGUCGCCGAGAGGAUCGACUUCCUGCAAGGAGACUUCCUGGAGCUGGCGCCCACUCUGCGUGGGGACGUGGUCUUCCUGUCCCCGCCGUGGGGGGGGCCGGAUUAUCUGAAUGCAGAUGUGUUUGACCUGAGGACCAUGAUGGAGCCCGAUGGAUAUCCUUCUAUGUUAGAAAGUCUGUUGCUCCUGACGACGGGAUUAGUUUCCUCCUUAACCAGCCGCACCUUCCAGAUCUUCAGCCGAGCCAAACGCAUCUCAGAAAACAUCGUUUAUUUCCUGCCUCGCAACGCAGACGUCAACCAGGUGGCGGCGCUGGCGGGUCCCGGAGGGAAGGUGGAGGUGGAGCAGAACUUCCUGAACAACAAGCUGAAGACCGUCACCGCUUACUUUGGCCACUGGAUGGUGCCCGACGCCUAGCGCAGUUUUAGCUCGUUUACUUUCCAGGAACCGUUUUAGAUCGUUGAGUUUUAAUGUUGCUGUUUUUUAUACAUUUAAACACAUUAAAGUUUUUUAAUAAGGUUAAUAUUAAAAUAAAUCUUUAUUUGAUUGAAUUUUAA